ACCGUCAGAGCGAAGGGGCCAGGCGGGUUCUUCUGCGCAGGCGUCCCCGGUGUCCCGACGCCAGGCUGUCUGCAGGCUGGGGCGGGAGCUGGUACCCCUGCGGAUCUCUGGCUGGCUACGUAGGUUCCCGAAUGGGGUGGGAAAGGCCUCAGGCCCAACGGCCUGGUGGAAUGAAGAGAGGAUCUGCUGCCUUGCGGGAUGGGGUCGGACGGCUCCCUUGCCCCCAUCCUGGGUCUUCUUGAGCGACGAGGUUUGAUUUCACCAGAGCAAGGCCAUAGGCAAACUGCCAUCGGGAGCCGGCGGCCGACCCUGAAGGGGUGGAGCCAGUGUUUUGGAAUGCACCAACUUGUUAAGAGAGGACUGAAGUGUUUAAUAGGCAUUUAUUGAAUGCCCACUACUCCCAGGCUUCGUGCGAGGAGCUGUGGGGGAUGCGGUGAUUAGACACUGCUGUCCCAUAUUCUCCUGUUUGGAGGACAGAUUUGUAUAUAAAUAAUAAAAGGCAGUGAAUUAAGGGGAGUUGAAGGUUAGUUUUUUCCUUUAAAAAUGGCCAUUUUUUUAAUUAAGUCAGCAUUCUGGCAUAGUGAAGGGUACUAUGGAAACUAAUUUUCUGAACAGAAGACAAAUCCUAAAUAAUUUGGAGGAAAAAAUUUAGGUGAAAGCACAGUAAAGUCUUGAUUCCUAAGUAGUAGUCUCUGACUCUAGUUAACUUGAGUAGAAGAAACUCUUCACCUUCAAAAAUUGAAGCAAAAAUAUUCCAAAGCAUGUUCUCUUAUUUUUCACUUGUAUUAAGACGUUACAGGCUUUUCUUUAGAAGUUGAAGAGAAUGCUGUGCCUUAGUCAUUACUGGUAAUUUGUUGUGCUAGUAUGGGCUGUUGUGCCUUAGAUGUAAAAGGCUGGGUAGAACUUGCUUUUCAUUUGCCUAAACUCUUGUGAUAUCUGUGGUGACGGUGGUUGGCAGUAAGCUAAUAGUUCAGAGGGAAAAGACCAGAUGGGAAGAAGAGAAGGAUUUUAGAGAAAAGCCCCUAAGCCAAAGGAAACCGUUCACUGUUCCUUUUAACCCUUCUGGAAAUCUCAUCAAAUUUGGGAAGAUUGACCUGGCCACCACAGCCAGCUUGGUGACCUUACAGAAUCAUGGAUUUUCCUGGUCACUUUGAACAAAUCUUCCAGCAGCUGAACUACCAGAGACUUCAUGGCCAGCUCUGUGAUUGUGUCAUUGUGGUAGGGAAUAGACACUUUAAAGCCCACCGCUCCGUGCUGGCGGCAUGCAGCACGCAUUUCCGAGCCCUGUUCUCAGUGGCAGAAGGAGAUCAGACCAUGAACAUGAUCCAGCUGGAUAGCGAGGUGGUGACAGCAGAGGCCUUUGCUGCACUGAUUGACAUGAUGUAUACCUCCACCCUCAUGCUGGGGGAGAGCAAUGUUAUGGAUGUCUUAUUGGCAGCCUCUCACCUGCAUUUGAACUCUGUUGUUAAGGCAUGUAAACAUUACUUAACGACAAGGACGCUGCCCAUGUCUCCCCCCAGUGAGCGCGUUCAGGAGCAGAGUGCCCGCAUGCAGCGCUCCUUUAUGCUACAGCAGCUGGGACUAAGUAUUGUGAGCUCAGCCCUCAAUUCCAGCCAGAAUGGCGAGGAGCAGCCAGCCCCCAUGAGCUCUUCCAUGCGCAAUAACCUGGAUCAGCGCACGCCCUUCCCCAUGAGACGCCUGCAUAAGCGCAAGCAGUCUGCAGAAGAGCGGGCCAGGCAGCGCCUCCGACCCUCCAUGGAUGAGUCUGCCAUUUCAGAUGUUACACCGGAGAAUGGGCCUUCAGGGGUUCAUUCUCGGGAGGAGUUCUUUUCACCAGAUUCUCUGAAAAUUGUGGAUAAUCCUAAAGCUGAUGGAAUGACUGAUAACCAGGAAGACAGUGCGAUCAUGUUUGAUCAGUCUUUUGGCACUCAAGAAGAUGCCCAGGUGCCCAGCCAGUCUGAUAACAGUGCUGGCAACAUGGCACAGUUGUCCAUGGCCUCUCGGGCAACUCAGGUUGAGACUAGUUUUGAUCAGGAAGCUGCAACUGAGAAAAGUAGUUUUCAGUGUGAAAAUCCUGAGGUUGGCCUUGGUGAGAAGGAGCACAUGAGAGUGGUGGUUAAAUCUGAGCCCCUGAGCUCGCCUGAGCCUCAGGAUGAAGUGAGCGAUGUGACCUCACAAGCAGAAGGCAGCGAGUCUGUAGAAGUGGAAGGAGUUGUGGUCAGUGCCGAGAAGAUAGACCUCAGCCCUGAAAGCAGUGAUCGGAGUUUUUCAGAUCCCCAGUCUAGCACAGACAGGGUAGGUGAUAUCCACAUUUUGGAGGUCACAAAUAACCUAGAGCAUAAGUCCACUUUUAGUAUUUCAAAUUUUCUUAACAAGAGCAGAGGAAAUAACUUUACUGCAAAUCAGAACAAUGAUGAUAAUAUCCCAAACACCACUAGUGACUGCAGGCUGGAGAGUGAGGCCCCCUAUUUGUUGAGUCCAGAGGCUGGGCCUGCAGGUGGGCCCUCCUCUGCCCCUGGCUCCCAUGUAGAGAACCCAUUUAGUGAACCUGCAGACUCCCACUUUGUCAGACCUAUGCAGGAGGUGAUGGGCCUGCCGUGUGUGCAGACUUCAGGCUACCAAGGAGGAGAACAGUUUGGGAUGGACUUUUCCAGGUCUGGUUUGGGCCUCCACUCCUCCUUCUCCAGGGUAAUGAUAGGUUCCCCAAGGGGAGGAGCCAGUAACUUUCCAUACUAUCGCCGCAUAGCUCCCAAAAUGCCAGUUGUAACUUCUGUCAGGAGCUCACAGAUCCCAGAAAACUCUGCCAGUUCCCAGCUAAUGAUGAAUGGAGCUACAUCCUCAUUUGAAAAUGGCCAUCCUUCCCAGCCUGGCCCUCCACAAUUGACCAGAGCAUCUGCAGAUGUUCUGUCAAAGUGCAAGAAGGCCUUAUCAGAGCACAAUGUUUUGGUUGUAGAGGGAGCUCGCAAGUAUGCCUGCAAAAUCUGCUGCAAAACUUUUCUGACUUUGACAGAUUGCAAGAAACACAUCCGUGUUCAUACAGGUGAAAAGCCCUACGCCUGCCUGAAGUGUGGCAAGAGGUUUAGUCAGUCCAGCCACCUGUAUAAGCACUCAAAGACUACCUGCCUGCGCUGGCAGAGCAGCAAUCUUCCCAGCACUUUGCUCUAGCUGUUUGUCCUUUCAAGACAACGCUGCGGCCAGUUGUCGGACUGAAUUUCUUUUGGUAAGCAGUUAAUGCCUUUGGGUUCGAGGCUUCUAGCUGCCCAGUGGCUCUUAAACAGUUUAGCAACUAAUAACUGGAGAACUAACAUGUAGUAGUUGUGCUGCUGCAUUUCUGAAUCAAGUGCACAUCUUGGGAAAGGGAUGCAAUCCCUGAAACCAGGUUCUUCCUUAGGGUUGAGUAAUGCAGUCAGAAAGUAGUUUGUAAUUGAUGUUGAGAGUGGCACAUUUAAAAAUUUUAAAGUUGAAGUGCAAAAAAAAUUUUCUAGCAAUUUUUGUAAAACUGUGUAGCAUUUAAAUUUCCUAUACCUUCUGAUGGGAAAUUAUAUCCCUGUACAGUGAUGCAAAAUGCACUUAUGUGUAACCAGUGGUGAUUUGGUGCCUGUCUUAAAGGAAGGCCUUUGAGGACACGCCUGUCUGCCACAAAUGCUUUAAAGUGUAUCCUGAGCUAGUCCUAGGCCUCAGAAAGUACUGUAUUUUUUAUUUUUACCUGAUUUGCAGUCACACACACUGCACUUUGGUGCUGACACUGGGUCCAGAGUGAGCAUUCUCUUGGACUAUUAGGUGUAUAUACUUUUGAAUACAUCACUGUUGGAUAGAUGUUUUAACAGUUUUUUCUGGUUUAAAAACCAAAUUGUAAAUGGAGUAUGUACUUGUAGAGAGUGACAAGGUAUUGUUUCCGUAUGUGCUGUUUGAGCAGUAUUUUAACCAACUUGUAUUACAGAUGUUACAGUUCUAUGUUAGGAAGUCAGAAGAGAGCUUGUGUUUGUCUUUGUUCUGAUGACGUGGAGUCGUUUUGUGGGGUCUUCCAUGGCACCUUUACCCAUUGCUCCAUCCAGAUGCUGAGGGCCAGUCUAAGCUGACACAUCCUACCCGAGGACAAGCCUGUUGUCCACUUCAUUUCUUCACUCUUCCCUCCCCAUAUAGCAGCUCUCCCAGGUUGAAUUACUGUUUUCGAUGACAAAUUAACCAAAAAUGCCCCCACACGGGUUUUAUUACUGUUACAUACUAUACUUUAACAGUACAGACCCUAAUUUUAUUAUUUGUUGCUCCCCCAAUCUGAUACCAAAUGUUUGUUUGAAAUCCAAACAUGGUAGUGCAUGGGUAAAUAUUUUCUAGCCUGUUUAAGAGUUGACAGCCCAUAGCAUAGAAGUAAUCAAGUAGCAUCUGAGACUAUUGGAGGCACUCGGGUCACUGCCCAGGUCCUCUCUGGGCCCUGCAUCCUCACUUCCCCAGCCUCACCUUGCUGUCCUCUGGCACUGUGCCAUCGGGGCUGUUAGUGGCACCUGUGUGAGGCCAAGUGUGCGUCCAGGGGAACAGCACAGGUUAAUGCAUCUCCCUAGGACUCAUGAAGUCAGUUUAAUUCAUGCACGAACAUGAGUUUAUUUUAUGUUUUAUAUGCUUUCUUAGAGAUACCAAACCAUCAUGCAUAAUUCAGAUAAAUUAUUCAGUUUUUGUGUUUAGAAAGCUAAGUCUGUGUAGCUGGAAACAAAAAUAAGCGUGUUUUCUCUCCUGUUAGAGUAUGCAGUUACACAUCUGUGGAUAAUUUCAUGUUCCAGCAGGGCUUGGCAUCUCCCAUGGACUAAUUACCAGGAAGAAAAGCCCAAAGGGAAACCCGCAAUUCCUUUCGAGUAGACGUGGGAAAGAGCCUGUUGGAGGAUAUGGGGUCCUGUGAAAUUCAGUUGUGUGUGUGGCUCCUUGUUAGCAGUCAUGUUGACAUAGUAUUAGGAGGCUCCCCAUCCACCCUUUACGUGAUGUAGGGACCAGUGUCUUGUGAGAUUAACCUUGGGACACAGUGGGUUAGCCUGGAGAAAACAAGAGGCCCCACCUGGACCCAGGGAGAGGAGCCAGUGACACAGGGAGAGCGGUGCAGCCCUCCUUCCCUUCCCUGUGGAGGAGGUGGUGCCAGGAGCCUGCCCGCUCACCUCUGCUGAAGCAUAAGUGGACUUUGCUUUUGGGGCUUCUCUCUGAUACAUGCUGAAGCCCUGCCUCUCCACUGCUAGAUGGAACCUGGAAUCUCUCAUCUACCUCUUAGUCGGUCAGUUUCUACGUGUGAGAAGCAAGCUUGUGGGCCAGUGUCCUUGUACAUGCUGUAGCACUUAAAAAAUAAUUCCAGGGUUCCCUGGAAAGCCAGUCCCAGGGUUCCUAUGAUCUGUAGUUUCUACCUGGAUUAUAACUGGUAUUGGGUACCUGAAUUUUGAUUGGUUAGCCUUAAUUAUAGUCUGGCGUGAUCAUGUAGAAUCUUUUCUGGUGAUCAGAUCAUAGAGUUCUAUCAAGGCAUCCAUGUCAGUGGUGCUAUGCUGGUUACAACUUGAGAUUUUGAAAUAAAAAAUUUGUCAUA
Cercocebus atys (sooty mangabey) is the source of this 5557-nucleotide messenger RNA. RefSeq names its product zinc finger and BTB domain containing 5 (gene ZBTB5). The record is from RefSeq and is a predicted model, not a curated record. Lineage: Eukaryota; Metazoa; Chordata; Mammalia; Primates; Cercopithecidae. Gene Ontology annotation, cellular component: nucleus. Gene Ontology annotation, molecular function: DNA-binding transcription factor activity, RNA polymerase II-specific; RNA polymerase II cis-regulatory region sequence-specific DNA binding; protein binding. Gene Ontology annotation, biological process: regulation of transcription by RNA polymerase II. The coding region runs from base 1132 to 3165 and encodes 677 amino acids. The transcript has 2 exons.